This is a messenger RNA of Meira miltonrushii, 1748 nucleotides long. RefSeq lists its product as uncharacterized. Gene Ontology annotation, molecular function: acyltransferase activity, transferring groups other than amino-acyl groups. NCBI's taxonomy places the organism in Eukaryota, Fungi, Basidiomycota, Exobasidiomycetes, Exobasidiales, Brachybasidiaceae. Gene Ontology annotation, cellular component: membrane. The record is from RefSeq and is a predicted model, not a curated record. The transcript has a single exon. Bases 216 to 1748 code for a protein of 510 amino acids. Gene Ontology annotation, biological process: polysaccharide biosynthetic process.
UGUUUCAUACAUCUAAACGGCGAUUAUGCUUUGCUCUAAAAAAGGCUUUAUACUGAUUAUGUGCUUGGGGUAAGGAUUUGUUUGGAUGUACAAACAAAUGAACCUUCCUUUUUUCCGACGCUAGAAUAGAAAGAUUGAUUCUUUGCCCCGUAAAAAGCAUUUCAGUUCCACUUUUAUAUCACCCCUUCUCUUAACAUCAUCACAACCUACCUAUCAUGAAUAACCUUUCUGCAACAAACAGUAUAGAUCAAAGGUCUCGUAGAAGGACUAGUGUCCAAUAUCAUGAAGAUUCUUCGAUAACGAACCAACUCAUCUUGCAAAUGCACGGAAAUGAUCAAAAUUCUACACUCAAGGACGAAAAUCCUGUCACCCCACCUCCUCAUUAUACCGCAAAAUGUCCAGAUGUCCAAGAUUCAGCAGAAGAAGAAGAAGAAGAAGAAGAAGAACGAAUGUGGAUCUCACCCACUGAAUUAGCAUCCCUUAAACAAUUGCCAUAUUUGACAGGUUUACGAGCGAUCGCUAGUAUCAUGAUCCAAGUUGCUCAUAUUGCUCCAGAUCAAGCAAGAUUCGUCUCUUUCUUUGGUUUCAUGGCCUUGACUACGCAUUUCAUACAAGGGGGAUUUCUUAUAACUGCAUCUUUAUUGGCUUUGCAAUCUAGAAAGAGAACCAAAAAAGGAUUUCUAUCCAUUUUCGAGCACGUACCUCAAUUCUUUUACAAUCGUUGGGUGCGCUUAUAUCCUGCAUUAAUUCUCCUUUUGGCCAUCAAUUCGGCUUGGUGGUAUUAUCGUUAUCCCGAUUCACACAAAAUUCUCGCAAAGCUGGUCUUUGGGGUAUUCUUUAAAGUGUCUCAGUUGAAAAAGCUACAGCCACCAGACUAUCCACCCAACCCCUGGGCAAACUGCUGGUUCUUAGAUGUACAAGAGCACUUCUACAUCCUAUGGGCAUUCUUGUUACCUUUUAUUGCCCGUGUACAUCCAAGAAUACGCUUCAUCGUCUUGUCUAUUUUGUUUGGAUAUAGUUUCUAUCGUCGUACCAAGGAGGAGCGGUACAAUGCAACUCUUCCUCUCAAUCUUUGGAAAAUGGUAGCCGGUGCUUCCAUCUUACUCUUACCUUUGCCUCGCAUUGUCGUAAUGCAUUACGCCGAUCGUGCUUCACUCGUUGUUAUACUUGUGAGCCUUGCGUGGGGAUUUUCACCUCGCUUUCAAGACGGUUUCACUGCUGGUCAACAUCGUCUUUAUGGAGAUGUUUUUGCCGUCAUUUUGGUCAUGUGUCUUACUCUAGCUUCGAUAGGAAAAGCAUUGAAGAAAAGCGACCCCAAAGUUACCAAAGUGCAAGAGAUUGAACAAAUGAACGAAGCAAACCAUCAACCUUGGUACAUGACACAAAUGAAAAGACUGAUGCAAUACGAACCACUCUCACUCCUCGAUUCCGACUGUCUCAACUUUAUCGGUCGUGUUUCCUAUUCAUGGUAUCUUUGGCAAGUGCCAAUCAUGCAACUAGAAUAUAAAUUUUGUGUUGGUUGGGCAGGUUUCGGACCAACUUCUGAAGCUUUUAUAAUUGCACUUAUCAGUACAUUCCUCAUCGAAGAGCCGAUCAAAAAUAUUUACGUUGGAUAUAUGAAACGUAAAAGACAAGCAGCAAUUAUGGAAAAGAAGCUUUCCCCUGCCGAUGUAGGAAAUACUCGGGGAGAUCCUUUUAUUGCCUUACAAAUGCCUCUCGCUGCCGAUAAAAAUCAUCAUAAGGAAUAA